GCGGAGCCGGAGCUGCAGCCGGAGCGCAACGCUCCCAGCCCGGCCCCGGCAUCACAGCACCGCCCCGGGGAGGUUCCCCGCCGCCGCCGCUGUCGGGAGGUCUGCCCAUCUGCUCUGCCUGAGCGCCGCACGCAUGGUAGCCACCCGGGGCCACCAGGGAUGCAGUGAGGUGGCCAAAACACAAUGGCCCCAUCUCGCACCAACGGGUCACACUACGCACUGACAGCCAUCGGGAUGGGGAUGCUCAUCCUCGGCAUCAUCUUGGCUGUGUGGAACAUUGUGCCUGGCUUCGGACACCCCGAUAAACCCAACGCUGGGAAUAGCAGCAAGCCUGACCGCGGUGGUGGGGGCAUUUUUAAGAGCAAGACGUUUUCUGUGGCCUAUGUGCUGGUUGGGGCAGGUUUGCUGCUGCUGCUGCUGUCUCUCUGCUUGAAUGUCCGUGAUAAGAAGAGGCAGAGUGAGGAUAUCCCCAGGGUGGUGCAGCACCAAGCGUCCGUGGAGCCUUCACAGCAGGAGGAGGACAGCCAAGAAGAGGAUGAAGACGUGUCCUCCCGCUACUACGUCCCCAGCUACGAGGAGGUGAUGAAUGCAGGCUACGCAGAGCCUCACAACCCGGAGCAGAACCGCAGGAUCAGCGUCUCACUGCCCUCCUAUGAAUCACUGGCAGGGCUUGAUGAGGGCACACAGCCCACAGGAGCAGCCGGCGCAGAGCCUGGCACCGAGCGGCCGCCGGGCCGACACAACUCACGUCUCAGCAAGCGCCUGAAGCCCCUCAAGGUGCGGAGGAUCAAGUCAGAGAAGCUGCAUCUCAAGGACAUCAGGCUCAACCUCGGUGAUGGGAGCAGCACCGGCCCCAUCACAAUCGAGCCAUUGACCCCACCUCCAAAGUAUGAGGAUAUCCAGGAAAAAGCACCCGGAAGCCAACAGUUGACUUAGAAAGGAGGGGUUGGUCGUUGCACGGAUUGGAAACAUUCGGAGAGGGCUGGUCAUGGAGUGUGGGAGUGUUGGAUGCUCUCUGGAUGCUGAGGUACUGAUGUGGGGGAACUGCAGCAAUGCACGAAUAGGAGUGGGGCUUCCCAGGACAGCGUUGUGUCAAACACCAUGGGGAAAUGGUGAUGCUGUGAAGGAUGUGAAGGCUGGAAGAGUCAGACGUGUGUUCUGCGUUGUUUUAAGUUAAGGACCACCUAAUGUGUCUUCUCUCCUUUGUGCCUUGCCCCAGCAAUGGGUUUCCAAGCCACCAAAAUGCUAUUUAAUAAGAAUUUUCCAAGAGGAAAAAGGGAAAUGUUCUGUCUGUCUUUUUUUUUUUUUUUUUUUUUUUGUCUUUUCUUUUUGAGUAAGGCAAGUAAAAGUGUCAGGUUAGUGAUGUAGCUGUCACCACUCCGGACACCAGUGGGGUUGGGGAUAGUGGCACAGGGCUGGCCCAAGUGCCUGCGGAGUUGCAUGCUUGCUGGUGCGAAGAGGAAUGAAACAAGCCCUUAAGCUUGUCAGACCUAUAGGCUUUACCCAUAGGAGGUUUCUUACUGGCAUCACUGCCCAUUCUCCUGUAGGAGAGGACUGUAUUUCUUGCCUCAGUGGUUUUUUCUUUUGUGUGUUGUGCUGUGAAUCGAAGGGACAGUCCGUCUGGGGCUGGAAACUGCAAUAGUGUACAACUGCCAAGAGUUGUUCAGAGCGUUCUGGGUGACAUGACAAGACCGUGCAGUGCAAGCAGUCCUUUUCUAAAUAAAUAUUUUGUACGUGGGGUGCGUGUAUGUGUGUGCAUCUGUGUGUGUAGGAGGCCGUUCCCAUGGAUUGAAGGCCAGAGCUGUAUGAAAUCAGCCAACUGGUUAAGGGUGGAUGCUGCUUCUUGGGUAUCCCAAACACGUGCUACCUCCUGGGCAACAGCAUCUACAAAGUCAUGCUUUCCCCAGCCAAAUGUCCAUGCUGUGUUAUUGUUUGCAGGAUGCUGAUCUUGGUGUAGGUGUGGGGACGGUUGGCUUGGUGGUUGGGGAUUUAAAAGGUAUGAGAUGAAUACAAAUGGUCGAAAAAAGAGGGUGUGAAUGAGAUGUUGGUCCAAAUCCAUAUGGUGGUACCUGUGAUGAUUUAUUGCUUCAUAUUCUAUUUCAUUUUUGCAAUCAUAUUCACUUUGCUGUGCCCCAGGGGAUGACAUGAUCUCAGGCGGGCAAAUCGUGUGAUAAGGGACUUCCUUAAUCAAAUUAAUGGAACAACAACAAGAAAAAGAGCACUUUAAACAUGAGGAAAACUUGGGGGAGGUGAAAUGGAGAUCCUUGUUUAUCACUGUUGAUGAUGAAGGGAUGAAGAGGUUCUGCUGCUCGUUGGCAGCUUUUCCUCAUCUCAUGGGAGUGGUUCAUCCUUUGUGUGAGGGUCGCGUGGUGAUAUAUUGACAACUGGAAGAGCCCUUAUUUCUGAAGGGAAAGGAGAGGGAGAGGUGGCAGCCAUCUUCAACGUCAUGUCCCUUCUCAUGGCUGGAAGGAAAACCUUUGUGUGCAAUAUACGUGCGGGUUGAGUCACUAUUUUGUGGGGGGGAAGUGCUGUCGAAUCGAGUUUCUUGGGAUUCAGCACUCAGUGUUGCAACACCCAUAAACCAGAGUGCAACACCCACCACCUCCUCGUUAAUCUCAUUAGUUUUGGCGUGGGUGUGGAACACGUCCCCAGGGAGUUUUGUGGUGCUUUCCGCAGCCUGUCCAGGGCCUGCCAGCCUGUCAGGUGCUGGCGGAGAUGAAAUUGCCCGUUUUGAGAUCUAAAUCUCACGUACUGUGAGGUAUUGAUGUCCUUCUCUUGAAACGUGGAGGGAGGUCUGUGUGGGAAGGAGGACAGUAGAGUGAGGAGGGAGGCCUGGCCUUCACCUCAAAUGGCGGCCAUCAUGGCGGCUUGGUUGCCAUGGUGACAGGGAUGGGGCGAGGGAGGAGGGGGGAGAGGAAGCCCUACAAAAUGGUGCCCAGAGCCCUGGGAAUGCAUCAGACCAUCAUGUUGGCAUUCAAACCUACUCACAGCACCCCGGGCUUCGAUCUCCAUUUAAUUAAACCCCAUUAAUCCCCUCUCCACAGCAGAGGAGGCCCCACAAGCCAAAGGGCACUCGUGGGCCACAGGUGGUGGAUGCUGUAAUCCAUUGCAGGAGAUGAAAAGCAAGAGAAAAAGCAAAAAAAUAUAUAGGCUCUGACAUGCUCAAACCAAGUAGGCUGCACGACAGUGUUCUGAUAUGGGGAGAAGCAAUGUCCUUGGAGAAACAAGGAGCUGCAACUGACACGGAGCUGUGUUGUGCCCGUUGCUUGGAUAAAGGAGAAAAAAAAAACAAAAAACCCAAC
Phasianus colchicus (ring-necked pheasant) is the source of this 3302-nucleotide messenger RNA. It is a transcript of the gene TMEM51, whose product is annotated as transmembrane protein 51. NCBI's taxonomy places the organism in Eukaryota, Metazoa, Chordata, Aves, Galliformes, Phasianidae. The record is from RefSeq and is a predicted model, not a curated record.